AUGGACGACGAUAUUUUACAGCUUGAACGGUCUAAGUUCUCGACAUAUCCCGAGCCCGGCCUUCUGGAUUACUGCGAGAUGUUUCCUCUUGUGCAAACACUGGCGAAGGCAGAGCUCACGGGCGAAUGGGAGAUCUCCCACGAGGAAAGACUUAUGGUUGCUCUGGAUAGCUUACCACUUCGGAAAGACAUUGCAACCCUGAAGAGAAGUGUGGCUGAGGGGGACCUUGACGAACAAGUCAUACUUGGAAUGAUGCAUUGGACCGGAUGCCGAGUGCCUUUCGAUCAGAUGAUAGGUAUACGUCUAUGGAAGUCCGUCACGCAGUUGGAUACGGACCACAUGCAAAACCCAGAGUGUCCCUUGUCAUUGGCUACAGUCAGCGCGCUACACUGCCUCACCUACGCGUAUUCAUUCUACUACGCUGCUACAGACGAUACUUUGUCGCUCAUCCGUGCUGCAAAGUUUGGGGAAGUCCUCGCGGUCAGAAGGAUCGUCUCACCUGCCGUUCUUCGCACUGCAUACGAAAUGGCUCAGCACCCGGACUUAUUCGGAUUCGCUCAUAACGCAACUGUAGAAAACCUCGGCGCGAAGGAUGAUAAAGGACACUUUCCAGGCUUGAAGGCGAUCUACGAAGAGAGAACAGCUGCUCUACAAAUGGACACACCAAUACACCCACCUUCUUGCCGACCGCUCGAAAGCCCUGCACCCGCUGGCCUGGAUUCGGCUUCCAUUUCUUCUAAUAUCGACGCAUUGCACGGACCCGAAAGCCUCGACGAACUCUCCGAAACGGAGGAUGUUUUGAUGCGAGCUCUCAGUGGCAGUCCUGACAACCUUUCGAACAACGAUUGCUCGGACCUUCUCGGAGACGCUCUUGUACUAAGCUAUUCCAAUGCCGGACUCGAAAGCCCCACCAACGUAGCGAAUAAACGCCCGAGCUCGAAGAAGAACAAGAAGAAGAAAAAGAAACGAGCGCAGCCUCCUACGACUCCUGGCGGAGACCUCCCAGCUCCUCUACCCAAUGACCACCACGCCAAUCAUGCCUCCGUUGAAAGUCACAUCCCCCCUCCCGAAUCUGUCCUCUACGAUCAGACACGAACAUAUUCCGAGCAAGGCAUCCAAGCAGUACAGUCUUGGCCUGAAGGAUGCCCUAGUGGACUUAUUUCUGUGCAAGUCCAGACUGACGACGGCUCCACUCCGAAUGGGCAAUCGAUGCCGACGCCGUCUCACUCGGAACAGAGCUCCCAGACCGAGCUCGGUACGGACGAGUGUACGACGCUUGAGAAGGAGGAGUUGCUUGCUCUUCGCGAAGUUCUGGAGCAGAGCAGAAUCGUCGUGGGUGAGCUCGGGCGCAGGCUCGUGGAGUCGACGCCUGGUUUCGACUACACGUCGUUUGAGUUGGAGGGCUUGGAUCUGGCCUGA
Messenger RNA from Stereum hirsutum FP-91666 SS1, 1419 nucleotides. RefSeq lists its product as uncharacterized. Bases 1 to 1419 code for a protein of 472 amino acids. NCBI's taxonomy places the organism in Eukaryota, Fungi, Basidiomycota, Agaricomycetes, Russulales, Stereaceae. The transcript has 3 exons. The record is from RefSeq and is a predicted model, not a curated record.